CUUCAUUCAUCUGCCGCACGGCUACCUUCGUAACGCGUCGUUUCGUUACGUUCCCAACCAGAUUUCGCGUCUGGUUUACGCGAGUGAUCGUGAUGGCGGUGUCGGGGUAAACGGCUACAUUGUUUUGUGAAUAUAAUAAUUGACGUUGAACUCCGAUAACAGCAAGAUGAAUGAAGAUGAGGACCCACAGCAGGAGGGCGACGAGGAAGUGCUGCUCCAGUCAGCUCAGCAGAUGUUUGAGAAGUUGAAGAACCUUGUCUCCACAAAAAAGGAGAAAUUGUCCAAGAACAUUUUGUCUUCAAUUAAAAAACAAAUUGACAACAUGUAUGAUGAUGUUCAUAAAAAUAUAAAUGAUGAAAUGCCAAACACAUCAAAUUGUGUUGAGAGUGCAGGCUUAGCCAGUAGUGAGGAAGUUACUGAAAGUUGUGAUAGCAUAAAGAAAGAGCCAGGAGAUGAUGAUGCAUGCAAUGUAGGGAAAAUCAAGGUCAAAAGUCUCUCACUUUUAUUGGAUCCAAAUAGGCAUUCAUCUGAGCCACCCAAAUUGGAUGACUCUUGUAUUAUAGUUUCAUCAGACAGUGAGCAGGAAGCGCCAAUACAUUCAAAUCAUAAGGAUACAGCUAACACAGAACAACACCUGGCGCCCAGCUCUAGUAGUUUAAAUAGUUCUUCUAAAGUUUCGAAAAUUAUAGACAAUGAUGCAGACUGUGAUUUAUCAAUUUUAACCAAGCCAACAGAUAGUGCUUCUAGUUUAAAACAUUCCCCCAAACGCAAAAGCACUCGGGUGAGGAAUUCUAAGCCUGCUAGUAUAGGUAAUAGGGACACUUCUUUGAGCGAAACAUCUUCCGAAAAUGAAACCGAUGCGGAUCAAUCGUCAAUGAGAAAAUCGAUUCUAAAGUGUUCGCCGGCGAAUUCAAGCCAACUGAAAAGCGUGCAAUUUGCCGAGAGCGAACCCACCAUUCACACUUAUCCAUGCUUGCCGCCCGUUUCCGAAUCAUCGUCCGAUACGGAGUCCAACUCCGACGAGGACUUUAACGCGAAGCUGACAAAAAAGAAGAAGACGCGCACGAAAGUCGUGCAUCCGAGAAAGCAUAUGCAGUUUGAUGAACAUAUUAGGCAAGACAAAAAAUUCUUUAGCAAAUGCGUUGUAAAUGUUCAAAGGUUUUCGACUGAUAGACUAUCUAACUUAAUUGCAAAAGGCAGAAAAAGAGAAGAUGAACAAAGUAGAACACCCGAACGCAAAAGGGUGGAUGAUAUGGGUGGUUUGAAGAGGAAGCGUGAGGCAAGGAAAGAAUCUUCCGACUCUGAUCAGCAAAAUACGCGUAAUAGGAAAAAGAAAAGGUCGCAAAAAGUUAACGAAAAGAAAGAAGACAGCGAUGUGUCUGAAGAUGAAGAAACUUCUGAAAAUGUCAAGGAAAAUGGUGAAAAUGGGGUUGAAGAAAACUGCGAGGGUUCAAACCACACUCAAGAUGAUGAAAAUGCACCGUCAUCAAGUAAUCAUCAGAAUACAACUAAUGAUAGUGAUAGUGAGAAUGAAGAAGUUCCUGAAGAGAUUUGUAUGGAACCCGAAGUUAUCCUAGCUUCGGAUUCAGAUUCAGAGAAAAAGACUGCCUCCAAAAGUAAGAAAUCUAAGAAGAAGAAUGACGAAUCCGAUGAGUGGAAUGAAGAUCCAAGCUCAGGAUCUGAUGUUGAGAAAGUACCCGUAACUUCUAAAAAGAAGCGUGGACGAGCAAAGCGCGUCCUUUCGGAUUCUGACGGUUCUGAUGCUGAUAAUACUUCGAAAGCGAAUGAAUCGAGCGAUGAUUCUGAAAAGGAAGAUAAAGAAGAAGAAAAGAAAGCUCCUCCCAAAAAAUCCAAACGUUCCCGAAUCAAGAAAGUGGCUGACAGCAGCGACGAGGAAGAGAAAACCACACGUAAACAACUGCGCAAGGUAAUUUCUCGUGAUUCCCUUUCGGAUUCGACUAAACAAGCCGAGAAGGAUGAAGCUGCACGCAAAGCACGUAUUGCCGAACGCCAAGAGAAGUACAACAAUAUUUUCGAUCCAUCGAAACUCGAAAAAUCACAACAAUCUAAGGUGGUUUUGGACUUUAACGACGAAACACAAGAGGAACUUUUAACGGUUCAUCCAGAGCUUGUUAAGCAUUUGAAGCCUCAUCAAGGCAAAGGUAUUCAAUUCAUGUGGGAUGCUUGUUUUGAAUCAUUGCAACGCGCCAAGGACACCAAAGGUUCUGGCUGUGUUCUUGCGCAUUGCAUGGGUUUGGGUAAAACCCUUCAGGUUAUUACCUUGGCGCACACGUUACUCACAAACGAAGAAAAGACUGGUGUGAAGAAAAUAUUGGUUGUGUGCCCGUUGUCAACCGUUUUGAAUUGGGUAGCUGAGUUUAAGAAAUGGCUACCGGAUGAAGAUGCGUUCGAAGUGUACAAUUUGGUAGCGUUGAAGCAGAAUAAUGGUAGAGCUUCGGCUACUAUGGAUUGGCAUAAGUAUGGCGGAGUGAUGGUUCUUGGCUAUGAUAUGUUUAGAAACUUGAGCAAUGAAACCAGCAAGAGAAUGUCGAAGAAAAUGCGACUGGACUUUCAGAAAGCGCUGGUUGAUCCCGGGGCUGAUUUGGUCGUGUGCGAUGAAGGGCAUUUACUGAAGAAUGAAAAAACCACUCUAAGCAAAGCCAUGAAUCGUAUCCGAACGCUGAGGAGGAUUGUUUUAACCGGUACGCCACUACAAAACAAUCUGAAAGAGUAUUAUUGCAUGGUCCAGUUUGUGAAACCAAAUUUGUUGGGCACAUACAAAGAGUACUUGAAUCGUUUCGUAAAUCCGAUCACAAACGGACAAUAUACGGACUCCACACAGACGGACAUUUCAAUUAUGAGACGUCGAUCACACGUACUGCACAAGUUGCUGGACGGUACCGUGCAGAGAAGGGACUACGCGGUAUUGGCGCCCUUCUUACCCCCAAAACACGAGUACGUCAUCUUUAUCAGUUUGACAGAUGUACAGCGUAGUUUGUAUCAACACUAUUUGCUUAACUUUGCACAACGCGCGUCCGGAACUCGAACUUCCUUUUUAUUCACCGAUUUUCAAGAACUGCAACGUAUUUGUACGCAUCCCAGAGUUAUGCUGGAUAAAAGUAUUGCAAAUAAACACAAGGCCGAGAAGAAUUUCGAUGAUGAUGAGGAGGAUUCCGAGGGCAGUUUGAAAGAUUUUAUUGAUGAUGACUCGGACACGGCGGAGAGCACCGAUUCAGAUGGAUCGUCAGAUGAUUCGUCCAAGGAGAAGAAAGCACCCACAGCGACGAGGCGUAGGACGCGUGCAAUGGCUGAUCAGGAUCCUGAUCCAGAGAACCUUGAUGGCGACGAUUCUGCAGAACCGGCCAAGGAUGAGUGGUGGCGACAAUUCACACAGACUGAUGAAUUGGAUAAUAUUAUACAUAGUGGGAAGUUGUCUCUACUUUUCGAAAUUUUGCAUCAAUGUGAAUUGAUUGGCGAUAAAAUUUUGGUUUUCUCGCAAUCAUUAUUAUCUCUGAAUAUAAUUGAAUAUUUUCUUGGGAAAAUCGACGAAGCGGCCCAGAAUGGGGAUAGUUCCAUGCUGAAAGGAUAUGCUAGUUCAUGGUCCUUGGGCUUAGAUUAUUUUCGUUUGGACGGUAGUUCAUCCUGCGAUAAUCGUGCUGCUUGGUGUAAAACUUUCAAUGAUCCCAGCAACACUAGAGCUAGGUUGUUCUUAAUUUCAACCAGAGCUGGCGGUCUAGGUAUUAAUUUAGUAGCAGCAAAUAGAGUAAUAAUCUUCGAUGUGUCGUGGAAUCCUUCUCACGACGUUCAAAGUAUCUACAGGGUGUAUCGAUUUGGCCAAACCAAGCCGUCUUAUAUUUAUAGAUUUGUCACUUUGGGCACAAUGGAGAUGAAAGUAUACGAACGCCAAGUAAUCAAGCAAGCCAUAUCCAAACGUGUUAUCGACGAACAACAAAUUGAUCGGCAUUAUAAUCAAAAUGAUCUUCAAGAAUUAUACAAAUUUGAACCUAUACCAGAAGUAAGACCCUUGCCGGCACCACCCAAAGACAUCCUUCUCGGAGAGUUGCUUCAAAACUUUACCGACACGAUCUUUAAAUAUCAUGAACAUCAGAGUUUGUUGGAGAAUAAGGAAGAUGAGGUACUCAACGAAGACGAGCGAAAAGCCGCCUGGGAAGAGUUCGAAAACGAGAAGAAGAUGCACAGAACUACCACUGGCACAAUCAACAACAUUCCAAUGCACACCGUCGUCCUGGCACUUACUAGUAUCAUCAAAAGAGAGCAUCCGGGAGUCACACAACUUGAGAUUAAUGGCGUCAUGCCACAACUUAUCAACGAAAUGCGCGAGCAACUGGCGAAUGGUGAAAUGGCUCCGUUCAAUAAGAUGUUAGCUGAAAUUCGUACGAUAAAGGCGGCUGAACAAGCGCGCGUUCAAGAGUAUUACAAAUCACAACAGCAGGCAAUGUGGUUGGCUCAACAAAUGCAGAAACAGUUUCCUGGUUUGAGUCAGGCCGAUGCUGAAAGAAUUUUACGUGAUCAGAUGGCACAGAUCGCUCAGAGGCAGAUGAUCCCAGGUCCGAUGCGGCCAGAGCCACCCCGAAUUAGCAACCCUGACGAGGUGGUCAAUCUGGACGAAGACUAAGACUAGUGCUUUAUUUAUACGUACAAUUAUUACAAAAUAAUUUAACUGUAAACUGGCUUUUAGACACUAUCAGAAUGUACCAUCUAUUUAUUUGUGAUGUGUUUUUUGUUCGAGUUCAUAAUUUGUUUUAUUCGUAUAUGGUUAACAAUUGUGCAAACAUAGAGAAACAAUAAACAAAGUUCAAUUCGCAGAA
Dalotia coriaria is the source of this 4829-nucleotide messenger RNA. RefSeq names its product transcriptional regulator ATRX homolog. Lineage: Eukaryota; Metazoa; Arthropoda; Insecta; Coleoptera; Staphylinidae. Bases 167 to 4636 code for a protein of 1489 amino acids. Gene Ontology annotation, molecular function: ATP binding; ATP hydrolysis activity; ATP-dependent chromatin remodeler activity. Gene Ontology annotation, cellular component: nucleus. The transcript is spliced from 11 exons. The record is from RefSeq and is a predicted model, not a curated record.